Bradysia coprophila is the source of this 1483-nucleotide messenger RNA. RefSeq lists its product as uncharacterized. The record is from RefSeq and is a predicted model, not a curated record. Gene Ontology annotation, biological process: TRAMP-dependent tRNA surveillance pathway; nuclear polyadenylation-dependent rRNA catabolic process; rRNA catabolic process. Gene Ontology annotation, molecular function: mRNA 3'-UTR AU-rich region binding. NCBI's taxonomy places the organism in Eukaryota, Metazoa, Arthropoda, Insecta, Diptera, Sciaridae. Gene Ontology annotation, cellular component: cytoplasmic exosome (RNase complex); nuclear exosome (RNase complex).
ACAAAAGAGAACCGCACAUUAAACUUAUCAUUAAACGCGCCCAUUUAUGUCCGGCAUGUCUAGCACAUAACCUCUGUUAUUGUUGUCAUUAUACCAACAAAAUAGUUUUGGCACUUUCGUUGAAACUUAAAAUUAUGAUGAAACCGGCCCUGAUAUCGAAUUGUGAAAAGAACUUUAUAUCGGACAUUGUCAGCAAGAAACAGCUACGUCUCGAUGGACGGGAUUUAAAUGAAUUUCGGCCGAUAAAAAUAAAUUUCGGUUCUGACUGGGGCAGUGUGCAUGUGUCGCUGGGUGAAACACGGGUAUUGGCACAGGUCACUUGCGAAGUAGCUCAACCCAAAUCGACCCGACCGAAUGAGGGACUUCUGUUCAUUAAGGUGGAACUUGGUCCGAUGGCUGCACAACAUUUCGAAGCGAAUCGGAGCAGUGAUUUAAGUGUUCAGGUGAAUCGCAUCUUAGAGCGUGCCUUAAAGGAUUCACGGUGCAUUGACUUGGAGUCGUUGUGUAUCAUUGCCGAAGAGAAGGUGUGGAAUUUGCGGGUGGACCUGAACGUUUUGAAUCACGAAGGGAAUAUUAUUGAUUGUGCUUCGAUUGCUGCCCUAACUGCUCUGGCACAUUUUAAACGGCCAGACGUUACAACCACAGGUGACGAAUUCAUCAUUCACACUCACGCCGAAAAAGAUCCAAUUCCAAUCGUCCUUCACCACCAUCCAGUCUGCAUUUCAUACGCAAUCUUCAACAACGGUGCAACUGCCAUUGCGGAUCCGACAGCUAUGGAAGAACGGGUGUCCGAAGCAAAUUUAGUGUUCGGAUUGAACUCGUAUCGGGAAUUGUGUGGAUUACAUUUCGGUGGAAUAACCCUCACAAGUUCAGAACUACUGUUACAGUGUGCCACUCGUGGUGCCAAGCGAGCCAAACUGUUAGUUGACAUGAUCAAAGACGCUUUACAAAAGGAUGAAACAAGCCGGUCUCAAAAUCAGCUGGUUGGUUUCACCGAGUGUGUUCGUAUGAAUAAAAUUACUUCGAUGAAGCAGGACCGUUUGAGCAUCAAGUUGAAACGCUUCAAGCUAAACGAAGCCGAUGAGAGUAAUGACGACGAACGGAUGAGUGAGGACGAUGAAAAAGUUGCAGAUAAAGUACAAUUAUUGGACGAUACAUCGGCGGUCCUAAUACCAGAUAAAUGGGAGUCGGAAAGUGAUUCAGCUGAUAGUGAUGAUGGAGAAGACUUCCAAAUGGCCGAGGUGUUGCCGGUGGUGAAAGAUGAAGAGGAAGAAGCUACAGAAAGGAGUGUCAAAAAGAAGAAGACGAAGAAGAAGAAGAAAAAGAAGAACAACUCGAAAGGGGCGAUUUUUGUUGAAUCAAGUAACAGCGAAGAGGAGGAGACCGUUACACUGAAUACAUCCGAGAAGAGUGACACUACAUCUUCCAGGUCGCACAUUUAUUUCAAGUGAAAAAAUGUUCAAUAAAUUUUUGUUUGGAGAAA